Hypoxylon trugodes is the source of this 2211-nucleotide messenger RNA. RefSeq lists its product as uncharacterized. Bases 592 to 2199 code for a protein of 535 amino acids. The transcript is spliced from 2 exons. NCBI's taxonomy places the organism in Eukaryota, Fungi, Ascomycota, Sordariomycetes, Xylariales, Hypoxylaceae. The record is from RefSeq and is a predicted model, not a curated record.
GAGUCUAAUAUGGAAUUGGCGAAUCGAGUUCAACCUAUUCCUAACCUAUGUAUAUGUAAGUCGGAAUCGUACCUUCUACGAUAUUGGCAGAUGAUAUUGUGUGGGUAAGAUCGAACUUCGCUCCUGCCACUGUUAUACCUAUCUCAGGUCAGGUUAACUUUCUUCAGGGGGUUGUUGACUUUCCUGUGGUCGUUCCUACGCUCUUACCCCUUUCCUUACGUGCUUCACUUCUAACCCUAUUUAAAGCUGGGAACUCCCUAUAGCUUUCUUCAAAUAUUCAUACCUCGAUAUCUCAUGCUUCAUAUUGGUCUUAUUAAUACUAAUAUCCCCUAUCUAUUCCCUAUUGUCAUCGAAACGAUCUUCAAAUCAUAUCAGCUGCAUCAUAUUAGAGACUCGCUCUCCUUUCCCAGGGGAAUAAGUUGCUCUUCUACAUAAGGCGAUACAGUUAUCAUUGUGUUUCGGUGGGGACUACCUAACAUUUCCGACCUUUCAUUCCAUCUUCAUACCGUCAUCCCCGAGGCGCCAGCUUCCCCAAGACCCAUCCCCCCAAACCAGUCGACUAAGAACUGAAAACGGAAUACAUCUCACACCAUGCCUCCUCGAGCGGCCAGAGCUGCCGGAGAGGGUGUUUCUGGCUCUCGUCGCACUAGGAUUAAGCAAUCUAAGGCUAUUACACAAGCGAAACGAGCCGCAAAAAGAGCAGAGACAGCCAGAAAGAAGGAGGCUGCCCGCCAGCAAGAAAAGCGUAGACUUCAACGGGAAGCAGCGAAAAUCGAGGCUCCAACCCACCCCGACGAUGAUCGUGCUAUCCUACUCUUCACCCAAACAGCACGCAAGCGGUCUGCCAAUAUGGCUUUUGAUGAUAGAGAUGGAAUCAAACGUCCUAUGCUCACUCCUUGGGAAAAGGAUAAGGAACUCGAACAACCGCCUUCACCCCUCGACCUCGGUAUUGGGAUUUCGUAUCUCUGUCUGAAUCCAAUGGCGGCUAUGGGUCAAUUCGGAAUGCUGCCUGCAGAGAUACGCGAGGAGAUCUUAAGAUAUCUCCUAAUCUGUCCUCAUGAUAUCCGUGUGUUUAGGGGUUGGUCACGGGUGUACCCUCGCUCUAAGCCUAAGCUAGAUCUCACCAUCCUUUCCACAUGCAAACUUCUUUACAAGCAAGGAAUUCGAAUUCUAUUCGGCGAGAAUACGUUCCUAUACGACAUCCGCGACCCAGCAACUCAUUUAGCUGCUACCAACCCAGUUAUGAACCGCGUUUUCGCGGACUAUAUGGUACCCAUCAAUAAGUAUGGACAUUUGAUUCGCCAUAUUACAGUCGAGGUCCCCGCAAACCGCCUUAACCUCGAUAAUGUCCCUAAGUUUACCAACGCCAUCCAGAAAUUCCUUCCAGGUGGUGGCCUUUUCGAGACAGCUAGCAUUCAUACGCUGACUCUCAAUCUGCCUGUAUUCCGAUUAGAAGACCUCGAGGGGUCUGGAUGGCUUGAACAUCCUGAUUCUGUACCAAUUCUCAAAUUCGUUGAUCAAAGUUCUAGAACUAGGAAGAUACUUCUUCGUCUCAACGUACAGUUUAUCCGCAUCCUAGCUAUGAAUAAAGAUGGCGAUAUAUUCGAGCAUACGAUUAACCUUCGAUACUACUACAAAUAUAGACAAGCACAGCUGGCGUACAAGCGAGGCGAAAUCGCUAGCAGCGAUGCUGAGGGUGCAAUGGAGCAUUUCCAACGGCAAGUUGAGAAAGCAAAGGCAAGAAUAUCCAAUAUUCCUGUCCGUCUCUACGAGCUAGCAACGCUUGGCCUACCCGGAGCGAACUACAUGGGAGAUUACUGGAAGUACGCCGGAAAACAAGAAAGGGAGCGACGUCUUGACGAAACAGAGGCCCAAUCGUUACCGUCCGACUAUAUGACUGAAGUCACGCCCACUCCGGCUCCACCAUCACUGUUCAGUGAAGCGCCGGAGGUACAGGACUUUGACAUGGAUCUUGGCGAAGGAACCUUUGAGGAUCUUAUCUUGGGGCAUGCGGAAGAAGAUGAUGAGGAGCAACUCUUUGUACAAGACUACGCAGAGGAAGGAGCAUAUGAGCAGGAAGGUUACCAAGAGGGUGAUUUCCAGAGAGAUUAUCAAAGAGAUUACCAAGAGAUGGGAGGCUACGAGGAAAGGGAUGAAGAGUUCCACCGAACUCUGGAGGCCGUGCUGGGAAUUGCUUGAGGGGCUAAAGGG